This is a messenger RNA of Tuber aestivum (summer truffle), 1700 nucleotides long. The record is from the annotation of a GenBank genome assembly. Lineage: Eukaryota; Fungi; Ascomycota; Pezizomycetes; Pezizales; Tuberaceae.
GUACGAUAAUACGUUAAUCCUCUACCGGCUGGACUGGUGCUGGCCUUCCAGUAGGCCUCAAUGGGAUGUUUUGGUUCCUUCCGGGGGCAGAAGGAAGUCUCUGCCAAGCACAAAUUCGAGUACAUCGUGAGCAGGCCACACUCUACCCCCCUCAAUGUUUUUAUCUGUCGCUAAUGCGCUAUCCCUCUGCGAUAGAACCUCAAAGACUUCAAGGCAAACUCUUUCUUUACCUGCACAGCCUACGUGUGGGUCUACCUUAGCGUACUGAUAGCAUUUCUCUGCGUUGCGGCGGAUACAUACACUGCCAUAACCCUACUUGCAUUCAAUCGUUGGUCCAGCCAGAUCAGACCCAUUAUCCCGUUCGACGUCGCGAAGAUCAUAUUCGCUCUGUGUAUCGGGUUGAGUUACGUUCUCUACAUUAUCGACUGGUGGCAUGCGGUGGGAGUGAUCAAUAGGGGUGGCGUUGCGGAUGCGUACAUGGACUCCAUUGCCCUUAGGUGGCAUUCUAUCCGUGGGGGCGAGGGCAGGGAGGACACGGGAUGGAAGCGCUUUCUGGUUUUCGCGAGGUUGACUGAGAAGCGAGGCAGGAGGGAUUAUGUGGCCUUGUUCACAUACUUUUCUUUCAAGGGUAUAUGAUAUAAACCUCUGGUGCGUAUUUUGCACCGAAAGGAUCGCUAAUACGGGGCCAUCUAGGAUGGUUAAGAGUUCUCUUCGCUGAGGGGCCUAGAGUGGUGAUCAAUACCGCGACUCUGGUAUCUGUCAUCCGUGCGGAUCUGAUCCCGGAGGAUGCAACAGAAGCACUUGGCGCAAUAGGCCGGUUCUUCGAGAACGUCGGACAUCUCUACAGCGAGAAUAAGAUCCAAGCAUUGAUCCUAGGAGCAAUGACCUUCACUACAAUUUUCUGGUUUUUCACCAUCAUACGGCUCACCAUAGCGUGCAACAUGUACCUCUGCUACCUGCUGCGUGCCAUCGACGAAACUUCGCUGGAAGACUACUGCCGAAAAAGGGUUGAUAAGAGAAUGACCAAGAUAGUGGAGGAAAACCACAAACAGGGGUUGGGAAAGAACGUCUUCCGGCAGCCGACAAUCCCGGUUAUCUCCAUACCAGAAGAUACAAGUACCCCCAACAUCCGGAAUUCGCUCACCGAGAGCCCGGUCUCUUACCUUGGCCGCCAGCGGACAAUUCCGGAUCUGGGGCCCCGGGAGUUUCCCCCUCGGUUGAAACGCGCCGAUACAACAACUACCAUAUCGGGUUCAACAUACUCCCAAUCAUCUACUCCACCUCCACCCCAUGUUAACCAUUACUCAAUCUACUCUCCUCUUCACCCUCAACACUCGAUACAUAACUCUUACGAUAGCAACGCGCCGCUGAUUUCCGCGCCUGCUGAAAACCCAUACUCAGACCCUACAUUCCCCACGUACCCCUCCCCAACUCACCCCCCCCUCGGCGGCGGAUUCCCUGUCUCUCCCCAAGGUCAGCAACAACCGGUACCUGCAUACCAACGACCAGUGUAUCGCCCGGCAGCAGAGGCAGAGGUGCACCAAUGGCCCACGACAGGUCCGGCCAUUAGUCGUAGCACAACGGUGCCUCAUCGGGCGAGACAAUUGCAGGAGGUGGUUGCCAGAAGCGGGACUGCACCGCCGGGGCCUUGGAAUGAGGGAUGGGAUGGGCAGGGGCAGAGGGGCUAUUGGCCCCAAUAG